Molecule: messenger RNA, 3931 nt
Organism: Meleagris gallopavo (turkey)
Lineage: Eukaryota; Metazoa; Chordata; Aves; Galliformes; Phasianidae
Gene: OTULIN
Product: OTU deubiquitinase with linear linkage specificity
Biological process (GO): negative regulation of inflammatory response; innate immune response; regulation of tumor necrosis factor-mediated signaling pathway
Cellular component (GO): cytoplasm
Molecular function (GO): cysteine-type deubiquitinase activity
Source: RefSeq, a predicted model, not a curated record
CAGGACAAGGGGGAUAGUCUUAAAUGAAAAGAGGAGAUAUUUGGAUUUGAUGUUGGGGAAGGUUUUCACUGAGGGGGUGCUGAGGCCCCAUCCCUGAAGGCGCUCAAGGCCAUGUUGGAUGGGGCCCUGGGCAGCCUGUCCCGGUGGGUGGCGGCCCUGCCCAUAACAUAGGGUUGAGGCUAGGUGGGCUUUGUGGUUCCAUCCAACCCAAACUGUUCAGUGAUUUCUUUUUCUCUCAUCCCCUUGGUUGCAGGAAAAGCCUUGCUUUGGAGCUGAAGCUGUCAGGGGUCUCGUAGGUGCCUGGCUCUGUUAGGUGACAUUGCUGUCCCACAGAAGGGUUCUUCCAUCCAGUGUGCAAUGAGCCAACUUCACAUACAGACUAUUUAAUUUUGUGCAUGAUGGGGUGCUAGCUUGUAAUUCCACAAAGCUAGCACGCUUCUACAUAUCCACAGCGUGAUACCGAUGUCAGUUUCUACCCACACAUUCACUGUUCACAAGCAAAAUCAUUGUAUCGCUUCCUCGUUUCCCAUUGGUUCUACGUAUCCAAACAUGCUCCCUGCCGGUGCGCUGCAGUAUUGCCAUUUUUCCUUCCAUUCCAUGUGACACCGAGCUCCCGGGACGGGAAGGAGAGGGGGAGGGAGAGCAGUUUCACUGAACACCACGAGAGAGUCACGUACUCCUGCAUUCUUCAAGGCCAGGAUAGAUUUCAGGAACAGAUGAAAGAACCACACAGCCUUCAUAUACAGCACAGACACAGAAGAAAGCAAGGAUUACGAUGCAGGUGAUGAAGCAUGAAAAGGAAGCUGCUGUUCCUUCUAACGAGCUGGGUUCCGCAAACACGGUCACUGAGCAGAAAGAGCAACCUGCAGAGGAAAUGAGGGAAGAAAAUCUAUGCAGAAGUGUUGGGGGACCUGAGGGGAGAAAUAGGAUUAAAUCACUUGCGACACAUGAUGAUGAUCCUAGAGAUUGUGAAAUAUAUUUGCCGUUGUCUGAUAAUCCUUCAGCAAUGGAGACAUCUGUGGACAGUGUAGUGAGGAGGACGUUUGUUGUGACGCAGAAGAGAGAGAAGAUGCUACACACUUGCAAGACAAGCUCUUCAGAAUAUAAAUUAAGUGUUGCGCCUGAAAUGGACAUCCUGGAGUAUUGUGAAAAAGAGUGGAGAGGAAAUACACCAGUAGCAAGAAGGAUGAGAAAGGGAUAUGAAGCAGUUGCACAGAAGUUUGCAUCAAUAAGGCAAGUACGAGGUGAUAACUACUGUGCUCUCAGAGCGACUCUGUUCCAGGCACUAAGCCAAGCUACUCAGUUACCGCGCUGGAUGCAGAGUGAGGAUUUUACUAUGCUUCCUGAGAACUUGUUAAGCAAAUAUGACUGGAUCAAGCAGUGGCAGCUAAAACAGAACCCAAGCAGAAAGACGGGAGAAAUAAGUGAUGAAAUAAAAGAAUAUUUAUUGCUACUAAAGAAGAAGUGGAAGUGUGUAAGUGACAUCAAAUGUUCUGUUGAGAAACAAGAAGCUUGUGAUGAAUUGUUUAAAAAUGAAGAGGAGGAGUACAGUCUGUAUGAAGCUCUGAAAUUCUUGAUGCUUAACACUGCCAUUCAGUUAUACAACGAUGAGAAAAAUGGAAGGAGAGUUCCCGUCUUCUCAUGGCUACUGUUUGCACGUGAUACAUCUAGCAACCCUUGCCAGUUAAUGCAUAAUCACCUGAAUCAAAUAGGUCACAGUGGAGGCCUUGAACAGGUGGAAAUGUUUCUCCUUGCUUAUGCUCUGCAGUACACCAUCCAAGUGUAUCGACUGUAUAAGUGUAGUACUGAUGAAUUCAUCACAUUUUAUCCCAAUGAUCCUGAGGAAGACUGGCCUGUGGUGACUCUCAUAACUGAAGAUGACAGACAUUAUAACAUUCUGGUCAGAAUGUGUCAAGAAACGAUGCUAUAAAGGGGAUUUUGAACAGACACACCUGUGCUUAGAGAGCUUUCCAGUGCUAUUUUGAAACAGCACGAUGAUGAAACGGGUGUUAUUAAACUUGCAACAACUUGAAAUUCUUGUUUUAGAAGUUUUGCAUGUGGACUAAAAUAUCAAACAGGUUCUGUCUCAAGCAUAAUUCAAAAGUUUUGCAACCAUGGCUUCUGUUACUGAUGUAAAAAAACAAGUGGGAACAUUUUCAAUCUUUUUCUUUUAAGAUCUUGCUCUGACAUUCAAAAACUAUAGAUACCAUUCUUUUAAGAAGAUAAGUGAUGAUCUUUUGUAAGAUGCGAGCUGUCUUGUGCCCUCUAAAAUAAUGAGAUACUGAUGAAUUUAAAUUUCUAGAAAAGUGUUCUGACAGAUCUUUGUCUGCCUGCACAUAAGCAAUUUGUGUAAAUCAAGGUCUCAAUAACUUAAUGUCUACCUUGUGUUUAAUGCUGCAAGAGAGGUACUUAAAAGUUUUCUAAUGCUCUAGACCUGAGUGUCUAAUCUAGAAGCCAGGCAUCUGUUACCAAAAGUUACGAGCUCUUCCCCUUCUGACCCCUGGAAAAGAUUAUGGCAAAAGGCAUUGGCAGUAAAGCAGUAUACUUUCAUUUGUUAGCAGGUCACAAAUUCAAAACCUACACAAAACCAACUUCAGUUGUAGUAGCUCAUAUGAGAUAACCACGUGCACACAAACUCCAUGUCUGUUAACAUUACUGUUUCUGUAACGAUAAGCUUUGCCAGUAACUGCUGAGAAGAACACAGCACAAGUAGAUGACAGUAAGUUUAUGGCGGGACUUCUCUGCUCUUGCGGGGAGUAUGUAGGUGGCUCUAUGUUUCUACUUAGGAAUAUUCAAAGUUGUUUAAACAGAAAAACAAAAGGGGGCAGUGCUGGCAUACCUAAACACAACUGAAGAAAGCCUUCACCUCAGUGGAAGCAUGACCUACAGAUGAUACUCCAAACAAGAGCGAAGUUGGUGAAAAUUUCCAUAUAUUUGGAGCUAUGUGAUACUGAAGGCUUUUUAAGUGCUGGGUUUAAAGAGUUAAUUAAUACCUAUCUUCCAUCUGCCCUGCUAAAAGCGUACAGCAGAAUUUCUUCAUAUGAAGGAAAACAGUGAUUCAGAUGAUCUUGGGACUUGCUGGGCUUUGCAUUGUUACAUGUGCUAAUGGUUGGUUGGCUGCAGAUAGAGUUUAGUACUGAAGUGGAGCAGCAAGCAGGGUGGAGUAUUUGGGCUUGGUGCAGCUCUGAGAAGCUGAUGCUGAAACCAACCCCUUGGUGCCUGUGGGAGCUCACCCAGAGCUGGGCUGCCUGGGGAGAUGCAGGUGUGUUCAGUUCAGGAGCGUAACACAUGCAGAUCGUUGAGUCAACACAGACAAAAUCCAGCCCAAGUUUAUUUCUGUGGGACAGCAAUAGCCCUAGCACUAGAGAGAGAAGAGGUAACUCAUUUUGAACUGAGAUGGUGAUAUGGUAAAACGUCCCCAAGUAGAUGUUAAGGGAAGUGGGGAGAGGGAGCUCUUGCAUUGCAUAUCAGGUGCAUAGCUCUCAUCCCUAAUACUCGGGUCAGUUGUGCAUCCUGUUGUCAUCAGACCAUGGCUGGCCUUGGUUCCACCAGUAUUCUAGUUGGCAAGAAAGGACUGAAAAUGUUUUAAGAUGGCCAAGUGUUCUUUAAAAAUGCUCCCUUUUUUGGUAAUGGUGGAAGCCCACGGUCAGCAUAUUCUGGAAGCUUUCCACUAGAUGAAUCAUUGUACUGUGGCAUCGACUAAUAUGCUUUAAAUCAGACAGACGCAAAGGUUAUUUUCAUUUAUACAUUUGUUGAGGAAAAUCAGAAUCUGAGAAAUGAAGAGGAAACAUAAUUAAUUCCAGUGAACUAAAAGCAAAGCAGGGGUUGGUUAGCACAGCUUCUUGGAGGAAUGUGUCCAUUUCUGAAUCGGAGCUGAUGAUGAGGUGCCCUUAUCCUGACUUCUCUUCAAGCUGAUGGGAUACCAAAAAAA